Molecule: messenger RNA, 1804 nt
Organism: Gasterosteus aculeatus aculeatus (three-spined stickleback)
Lineage: Eukaryota; Metazoa; Chordata; Actinopteri; Perciformes; Gasterosteidae
Gene: cfap53
Product: cilia and flagella associated protein 53
Source: RefSeq, a predicted model, not a curated record
CUGUCCGCAGUCACCAUGGUAACAGGACGCCGCGGCUGUGUUGUGUUUUAAACGAGCUCGCAGGAGAAUCGAUUAUUAAUAUUCAUACAAACAUGCUGCUUUGUCAAAGAAGAAGGAAGUGUCGCGAGCUCACGGGACCGACGCCUCACGCCGUGGCUGUGAGAGCGAAGUUCCCGUCCUCGCGCCCUGCAGACCAGCUGACCCUGGACAGACAGAAGCAAGAGGCCUUCAGAGACCAGGUCCUGGACUCCACUCAGAACCAGCGCUCGUGUGACAUCACCGCUUCCUGGCUGCAGAGCUCACAGCUUCGCUUCCUGAGAGGAGCCGUGGACCGCCGAGUCCAGGCCGCUCUGGACCAGCAGGAGGUCCACGUGGCGGAGAGGAGAGACAGGCUUCGUGUCCUGUUGGAGACGGAGGAGCAGCAGCUCCAGCAGGAGAUGGAGGAGAUGAAGGAGACGUCGCUGGAGAAGCAAGCGAAGAUGAGAGGACGAGCUAAAGCGCUGAGAGAGGAGAGAGAGCGAGAGCGCCGGCAGCUGGUCUCCCACAAGCUGGAGCAGCAGUUCAGAGAGCAGUGCGUGGAGCUGCGGGGCGUCCAGAGCCGGCGCACCGAGCAGCAGGUGUGUGAGGAGCGAGCCGCCCAGGUGAGGAGCCGGCAGCGGCAGCGGGAGCAGCAGCAGCAGGAGGAGGAGCUGAUGGAGGAGCUGUGGGAGGCCGACCGGAGGGCCAAAGAGGAGAAGGAGGCGCAGAGGGAGGAGCACCGGCGCCAGAGGAGCAAACAGCAGCUGGACGACAUCAGGAGUCAGAUGGAGGAGGCGGCGCAGCAGAGGAAGAAGCACCGGGAGCUGAGAGACGAGGAGGCGGAGCUUACGCGGCGGCAGCAGGAGGUGCAGCGGCUGCAGGAGCAGCGCGAGCGGCAGCAGGCCCAGCGGGACCGGCUGACCCGGAGGAAGCAGCUGGACCAGGGUCUGCGUCUGAAGAUGAAGCGUCUGUCCAGAGAGCAGCAGGACGAGCUGCAGCUGGACAUGAGCGUCCUGCAGACGCUGCUGCAGCAGGAAGUGGACGAGAGACGGGACGCCGCCGUGAGGAAGGCCGAGUGGCGUGAGGAGCAGCAGAGGUACCGGCAGCAUCUAUCGGAGGAGCUGAAGCAGCAGAGGAGGGAGGAGGAGGAGAUAGAGCAGCUGGUGGAGGAGUCGCUGAAGGAAGUCUGGACCAAACGGGCGGAGCAGAGCCGCCUGCAGAGGGAGGCCAGAAACAGGCUGAUGGAGGAAGUGAUGGAGGCUCGGAGUCUGCAGAUCCAACACAAACUGGACCAGAACCUACAGAAACAAGUGGAGCUAUCCAAAGAAAAAGACCAGUUGGACAAAGUGAUGGAGGAAACGAGGCUGAUGGAGGAGGAGGAGAAAAGGAGGCUGAAGCAGACCUCGCAGGAGUACCAGGCCGCCCUGAAGGCCCAGAUGAAGCAGCAGCAGCAGCUCCGUGGUCAGCAGAGAGCUCGGGCUGAGAUGGAGCACCAGCAGGGUCUGAUCCAGCAGGAGCUGUACGAGCAGAGGAAGGAGGAGAUCCUGUCCAGGCCCACAUCCCACACCUCCUCCUCCUCCUCCUGCCAUCCCUUCAGAGUGGCCUCCAGACGUCGCCUCACAGAGUCAGGACCCUCACAUCUUAUCCACGAAGGAGAUGUACCAACACAUCAGAGUCUGUGAGCCUCUAUUCGCCUCCAUCAGAGCUCACGAGUCACUGGAAUACUGCAUUCAAUAUUCACCUGUUAAACAAUAUAUAAUAAAAAUAUACAAUAUACCUUCUCAAA